ACAUCCAGAGACAGAAAGCAGCUGGUGGUUCAACUCAACAGUUUCUCAGCAGCAGCAGCCAAACAGCGCCUCCUCCUCCUCCUCCUCCUCUUCCUCCUCCUCCUCCUCCUCCUCCGCCUCCUCCGCCGGUCCUCCUCUCCAUGCCGGCGGAGGUGUCCGCGGGGCUGCCAUGGCGAAGAUCCGGGUGUCGUACGAGUACUCCGAGGCCGAGGACAAGAGCAUCCGGCUGGGCUUGUUCCUGAUCGCCUGCGGCAUCCUGAGCCUCUUCAUCCUCGGCUUCUGCUGGCUCAGUCCCACCCUGCAGAGCCUGCAGAGCAAGCCGGCCAACUGCACGGUGGUGUCGGUGCUGCGUCCGGAGGAGAUGUUUGAGUGUGUGUUCACCUGCGGGGCGGACUGUAAGGGAACGUCUCUCUAUCCCUGCCUGCAGAUCUUCGUCAACAACUCAGAGUCCAACUCGGUCGCUCUGCUGCACUUUGACGAGCAGCAGCUGGUCCUCAACCCAAAGUGCUCGUACGUCCCCCCCUGUGAGCGAGACAACCAGAAGAACCGGGACAGCGUCCUGUGGUGGGAGGAUUACUUCACCAAGGAGGUCAGCAGCCAGGCCUUCACCUGCUUCUUCAACCAGCAGCGCAGACCCGACGACGUGCUGUGGCGGCGUUCCCACGACACGUCGGUGCUGCUGCACUGCGUCCUGUGGCCGAUGGUUUCUCUGCUGCUGGGGACGCUCAUCGUGCUGCUGACCGUCUGCGCGCGCUCGCUGGCCGUGCGUGCCGAGGCGCUGCAGAAGAGGAAGUGCUCCUACGAGGUGUGUCAGGACCUGUCGGGCUCCGCCCCCUCCGCCGCCGCCGCCGCCGGGCCCUCGGAUCGCCGCGGCAACAAGGCGGAGCACGACCCCUGCCUCGCCACGAACUCUGAGGCGGAGCUGUCGUCGCCGACACGGACCCUGCCGCUGUUCGCCGUGCCGGUGCGGCGCCGAGACCGAGAACACUAGAAACGGUCCGAGACGUCGGGAUUAUCUGGAGAGUUGAACCAGCAGAUAUUAGAUCUGAGAUCUGAGGAGAAACCGACGCGCUGCUGCAGGUUUCAACACUUUUCUGUCUGGUUUUUACUGGAUCUGUCGGCUGGAUUCUGAUCUCGAGUCGUUGCCGUGACGACGACAUCGCUGCCAAGAUGAAUUACGUGUCAGGAAAAGUGCUUAAAACCACAAAAACUGGACUGAAGUCUUCUGUAGCUCUUCUUCUAUUACAGUAUUUCUCCCUCUGA
Molecule: messenger RNA, 1263 nt
Organism: Centropristis striata (black sea bass)
Lineage: Eukaryota; Metazoa; Chordata; Actinopteri; Perciformes; Serranidae
Product: calcium-activated potassium channel subunit beta-4-like
Exons: 4
Coding region: 170-991 (273 amino acids)
Biological process (GO): potassium ion transport; detection of calcium ion
Cellular component (GO): voltage-gated potassium channel complex; membrane
Molecular function (GO): potassium channel regulator activity; calcium-activated potassium channel activity
Source: RefSeq, a predicted model, not a curated record